This is a messenger RNA of Vitrella brassicaformis, 1747 nucleotides long. NCBI's taxonomy places the organism in Eukaryota, Vitrellaceae. The record is from the annotation of a GenBank genome assembly.
UUGGAUUGAGUCAUUGCAUUCAGUGUCUCAAGCACGGCACAAUCAGGUGUCUGCUGUCUCCUCGCUCUCAAGUCUCCCGUCAAGCACACAACAACAUCACCAAGGCAUCCGCAGGCCAAUGCGCUGAUCGAACGCUUUAACCGUACCUUGUGAAGGAUUGGAUACGUCCGUAUCUCAGCAAGGAGCAAACGAACUGGGACAGAGUGAUUCCCUUGGCCUUGUACGCGUAUCGUACGACGGAGCAUGAGUCCACAGGAUUCACGCCAUUCAAGAUGCUGUACGGCCGAGAAGCGGUGCAUCCGAGCAGCACGGCAAGGCUUGUCGCGAUGAAUGCAGAGCCAAUCGACGUCGAGGAAGCCGUCGAGCUGAUAAAAGAGGGUCUUCAAGCGGUCCACAAGAAAGCUCGUGAGACGAUGAGCAAGAAGAAGCAGCAGGCUACUGAGCGCGAGAAGCAUUUGCCUGCACCAAGGCAAUUCCAGGAAGGAGACAGAGUGCGCAUAUACAAUGACCAAGUGCAUAAGUGUCUCAGCAAGAAGCUGGCCUCACCUUGGCGGACAGUCGGCAUCGUUCAGGAGAAGAAAGGACCAGUUACCUACAAGGUCCGUGUGUGUGGCGAUCAAAAGGCGAGGAGCAUCAAUGUCGAUCGGCUGAAGAGAGCACCACCACCAGAAGACGAGGAAGCGCCACCACCAGAAGACGAGAUCGAAGUGACGGAAGGCGACCUGAAGAGGGACAAAAGGCAGACAGUCUUCAAUCAGCACGCAUUCUUGUCGCCUGAGCAAGAGCAUACCUUGAAGGAUUUUUCCCUCGAGGAAGACCACGUGCCGACAGCCCGAACGCAGAGAGCAUCAGAGGCCACAUUUGACCCGAUGGCACAUGACCCGAGCCUCAGAGACGUCCAACCAGACCAGCGAUUUGGGCGUGGCGAGCGGCACGAAGUCGAACAGGUCAUCGGCAAGAGGACGCACCACGGCAAGGUGCAGUACAAACUCAAAUGGCGCUGGUAUCCGCUCUCGCACGCAACCUGGGAAGACGAAGAGAUUCUCACUUGCACAGAACUCGUACAGGAAUACGAAAACAGUGACAACGUGCCUGACCUGGACGAGCAUGCUUCGCUCUUUCCCGCGUUGUACAGUGUGGUGAGAGUCCGCCAUGUAAAGGAGCUCAAUCGCGAGCACACCGUCAAGGUGACGGGGUUGGACAAGGAAGGCAUACAGAUACAAUACCUGAAGGAAUCGACGCGCACAAAGAGACUAAAGAAGAAGAGUCUCGUAGGACGGAAGCGGACCAUUCCUUUGGCUAGCUUCCUUCGGAAUUACCAAUGGGAGAGAGAGUGUGACGAUCCAGCUGUGCCUGCUCCAUUUGGCGGCACAGCAUGGCAACCGAUCAGAGUGCAUGGACUGACGAGUUCCCAGCGCUCUUGAAACGCUACCUGAGGGAUGACAACAGCAGCAGCCACAGCAUCCUUCUCUCUAUGUGCAUGAAUGUGUGGGGGGGGUGUGUUACGUGUGUGUGCGUGUGUGUGUGUGUACCUGUGUUGCUGCUGAGGGUGCGUGACUACAUGACUGCAUGAUUACAUGAUUGCAUGAGCCUGGCUGCGUUUCCUUGAAGGUGUAACUUUAGACACGUCAUCGUCACGCAGCCAGAGAUAGAAAGGGAAAAAGGGAGAGAGAGAAUUCGAAGCAAGAGGCGCAUGGGUCCAGGGGAUCGGCUAUCGGCUGUGCCGCGCCCCGGAUCCUGCAUGCAC